This is a messenger RNA of Entrophospora candida, 173 nucleotides long. The record is from the annotation of a GenBank genome assembly. Lineage: Eukaryota; Fungi; Glomeromycota; Glomeromycetes; Entrophosporales; Entrophosporaceae.
AUGGGAAACAAGAUAAAGAUUGUUCAACAGGUUGUUGUUUUAAUGGGAUCUAAAGUUCAACCUUAUAUUGAAAAUUUAGUAGAAAGUAUUGUACAUGGAUUAGAAGAUGAAAAAGAAAAGAUUUGUGUAAUAACAACAUUAAAAAUUCGUGUGGUGCAAAAUCAUUUUAUUCA